Messenger RNA from Onthophagus taurus, 780 nucleotides. The record is from RefSeq and is a predicted model, not a curated record. NCBI's taxonomy places the organism in Eukaryota, Metazoa, Arthropoda, Insecta, Coleoptera, Scarabaeidae.
CGCACUAACUUAACGCUCGUCUGUCAAAAAAAUCGCCCCCAACCUGAUGUAGUUUUUUUAUUUUUCGAUCAACGUCGAACACAUUAUGGCUGAUAAUUUAAAUAAAAGGCCCCGAAAAGGGAUUUUGAAAAAUUCAAGCAGUUUCGAUACCCAAGAAAGUCAUUGUGCCGCAAAAAAAAAUAAAGAAACAACAUGGGAUGAAAUGAACAUAAUAGCGACACUUCACCCCCCAGAUAAAGAUUAUGGACAUAUGAAAAUCGAGGAACCCAAAACUCCAUUUAAUUAUGUUGAUCCCGAUAGUGUGGAUGCUUUAGAUGCAGCCGAUUUAGCCGAAAAGAUCAAGUUGGGGGCUGAGAAAUUACCAAAAUCGAUGGAAACAAACGAUGAUGAUGAUGAUGAUGAAUCGGAUGAAGAUUUAACCCCCGAGGAGUUAGAGAAAAGGAAGGAAUUCGAAAGUAAACGUAAAAUGCAUUAUAACGAGUUUUACGCGGUGAAAUUAGCGCGAAAGUUGCUCGAGGAGGAAGAAGAGGACGACGAAGAUGACAAAAACGAUUUAAAAGAGAACGUCGAAGGCGAAGACGAUAAAGAUAACGAAGUAGGGAAGACGUAAAUUGUUUAAUUUAACUAAUUGUAAUAAGAUGAAUUAAUGAGUACGAUUGUGAUAAAGAAUUUGAUUUAAUUUUGAUUUGGAACGAAGAUACUCCAAGUAGUUAACAACAUUAAAUAAAUUGUUUGUCUUCCUUUUUUUGUGUACCAGUAAAAAAGUGAGGUUAAGAGAGA